CACUAAACUUUUGUUGAGAGAAGCGACAGAUCAACAUGGGCCGCGUGUGGUUCGGGUCGGAGCCAGAGCGUUAUGAUUGAAUGAUUUCAUUAGUAUUAGAAGACUUCAGCACAUCAAAGUUUUUACUCGGCAAGUGUUUGUUUGUGUGUAACGCGCUAGACAGUGUGUCAUUAUUUCUUCGGAUUAUAUUCCUCGCGACUGUGCUGUUUCCCCUCUAUUAUCUUGGAAUUACGAGCGUGAUCUUUACUGCUUGUUUAUAAAAUCUUGUUGAGAGUUCAGGACGCUCCUAGGCCCUAUCGUAGUGUGUCAUGGAUCGAUAGACUCAUAACAAACAGGCAGUGGGUUCCGCUUGUGUUGUGCAUGAGUCAGUACAGGAGUCAAUGAGCCUCGUGUGUCUCAAGGGUUGUUAUCCCCUUUGUUUUCAUUUGGGAUUAUCCCAAGCUGUGGCUUUUUUGUUAACAACGGUAGGAAAAAGGAAACUAAAAAGGAAAUGGCCAAGCUUCUUAACGACGGCGCAGUUUCUUUACUGUCAAAAGUGAAUGGUCUUUUCUUUCUUCUGUCUUUGGGUGUUUUUAUCCCUGGAGCAGCUGCAGAGAAAGGCCUCCAUGCUGCCCAAACGGUCGACGUCUGUCAAGACGUCCACCAGUUCCGAUGCGAGGACGGCCAGUCGAUAGCCAUCUCUGACGUCACUUGUGGAAGCGGGAGAUAUGCCUGCGAGCCGGACGCCAACAGGACGCUGUUUGACCUCUGCCAAGGUCAACAGGCGUGCACCAGCCUUGGCCUGGAUGCCAUGUUGGGCCGCUAUUGUCACAGCGGGAUCAGGGCGAGGGCAUCGAUCCGGGUUCAAUUCCAGUGCCUGUCUGGUCCCCCUCCUACAUCCUGUCGCUCCAACGUCUGUGAGGAGAACAGUUUGGGUCUGCGCUGUCCCAAAGAUCACGUACUGCACAUUCAGAAGAUGGCAUGCGCGGCCGGACGUGCGUCAUGCUCGCAGAGCAGUCGUGUGACGUUGUACACAUUGUGCGAGGGCUCCCAGCAUUGUGACGCCUCGGGACUCCGCUCAUUACUGGCCGAGCACUGCAUGGCCGCAGACAAGUCCAGCAGAAGUGUACUCGUCCACUACGUUUGUUUGCCAGGUCACCGGAGCUCCGUGUCGGUCUAGUGUCCUGGACUUCCAGUACUUCGAGUGUGGCAGCAAGCUGACCGCCCGCCAGUCGUUCUGUGAGGUGAUGGAUGCCCCUGAGGGACUGGCGUCGUGUGGGCCGGUGAGGAUCAUGAGCCAUGUGCCCGUAGGUGGAGCAACGCCCGACGACUUUGUCCUGUCUUAUCAAAGACUGAAGUCAGCCCAGUCCCCGCAGUCUCCCCCUCCCGCAGGCCUCCCAUCAUGCCCCGUGCCAGCUGCGAAAAACACGUCCACGUCAUCAUCUGUGUACUCAGGACGCACUGCCGGACAGAGCCCCACCACAGACGAGUCAUCAGGAGGAAUGAGCAGGGAACUGAAACUGAUGAUCCUGUACAUCUGUUUUGGAAUUGUCAUCCUUGGUCUGCUCAUUGCUCUCAUCGUUGUCAUUAUCAGCUACCGAAGGAUCUCGCGCAGAAAGAGUGUAUCUGACUCCAGUGAGAAGGCAGCCUUGUGGCGACGAGAUGACACCCCACUGGACACUUUCCCCAACAACAGCCUGGCUGAAGGCUCAGGAUCUCACACAUCCGAGACCACAUAUGCAUUUAAGAGCCCACAAGAUACAAACCAGGUUGUGGCUACCAUUCACAAUGACGCCAUUUUUGACUCGGAAGACCUAGACCACCGCACCAGCACAGGGAGUGGCAUCUCCACUUUCCUGUCCAACAAACGGGACAGCGACUUCCGAGACCUCAUCCACACCUUCCAGACGGGCACCUUUGACAUGUCCAGCUCAGUGGAGGACACAAAUGGACACUACCCCGAUCACAUGACUGGCAGCAGCCAUUAUGAAGGAACUGGGAGUGAACUCGGGGACAUCUACGAAGUAAUCGACCGAGUGCCGCCCGCCCAUACCACCACAGGCAGAGCCCUUGAGAAUGGCUACAGCAAUGGCUACGAUAAUGGCUAUGACAAUGGCUACCACAACCACCCUGGGGAUUCUCAAGACAUGCGUCCUUUGGUGAACCAGCGAGGCUCGCCCUGCGAUGACCUACACUACUGUAUCAAUAACGAUGAGUACGCCAUUGUGCAGAAAAAUCGCAAAACCCCACGGCCGGUCAGUAAUGCUCAUGUCAACAACGGCAGUGUGGUGGAGCCUGCUGUGCCAGAGUCGGACGGGGUGGUGGAUUUCAGGCCCACCUCAGGGCCUUACGACAAGAAGAGGAUGUCUAGUGCGAGUCAUCGGAGCUCACGGGGGGAUCGCUGGAGGGAUGAUGUAUGAAUAGACGACUGAGAAAGAUAUUGAAGAGAUGAUCUGUGAAUAGACUGAGAGAGAUGUUGAAGAGAUGAUCGGUGAAUAGACAACUGAGAAAGAUAUUGAAGAGAUAAUCUGUGAAUAGAGUGAGAGAGAUAUUGAAAAGACGAUGUAUGAAUAAACAGAGAGAGAUUAAAGAGGUGAUGAGUGAAUAGACUGAGAGAGAGAUUGAAGAGAUGAUGUCUGAAUAGAAUGAGAGAGAGACUGAAGAGAAAAUGUGUGAAUAGACAGAGCGACUGCUUAGUGUAAGACUCCGCCAUAUGUCAUUUUGAAAAGUGAAGUAUGACAGAGUCUGACACUUAGCAGUCGAGAGAGAGAGUUAUUGAUAGGGUGAUUUGUGCAGAAACGGAGAGAGUUAUUAAUUGGGUAGUGUGUGAAGAGACAGAGAGAGUUAUUAAUUGGAUGGUGUGUGAAGAGACAGAGAGAGAGUUAUUGAUGGGGUGAUGUAUGAAUAUAUAGAGAGCUUUUGUAAGAGAUGAUGUGUGAAUAAAUACAUUAACAGAGUUGUUGAAGAGUUGAUUAGUGUAUAAAUUAAAAAGGCUAUGAGUGGGAUGAUUUGACAAUAGUUUGAAAGGAGUGCAGGCUGCAUGAUUUGUAAAUAGACUGAGAGAACUGUGGAAGUGGAUGAUUUGAGAAUAGAUUGAAGGAACUUUGUGUGGAUGAUCUGUGAAUAGAUUAAGAAGAAAUGAGUGGCUGCUGAAUGAUUUAUGAAUGGAAUGAAAUGAAAUGUCUGUUGAGGGAAUUAUCAACAAGCUGCAAGUAUUUCCUUUGGGAUGCGUGAGGGAGGGAAUAACUGUCAAUGAAGAACUCUAUGAAAGUUCAGAUUAAUGUUUGCAUGUAGAAGUGAGUGCUGCAUGGGAGUCAGGGUUUUCAUUUGAAAAUGUUGAAGUGAAAGGCAAAGAUCACGAUGGAUCAGUUUGAGAUGAAGAGAUGGAGCAGGACAAAGGGGAUGAAUAAAGAAUGUCAUAGACGAAAAUAUGAGUAAAAACAAGGGAGUUAGAUAUAUUAUAUGAAAAA
Molecule: messenger RNA, 3449 nt
Organism: Aplysia californica (California sea hare)
Lineage: Eukaryota; Metazoa; Mollusca; Gastropoda; Aplysiida; Aplysiidae
Source: RefSeq, a predicted model, not a curated record